GUAGUGUGAGUACGUGUGUGUGUGUGUAUGUGUGUGUGUGUGUGUGUGGAGAAUCAUCAUGCCUCUGGACGUCAGAUGGCCGUUCCCACAAUGUCCUGCUCUGGCCUGGAGGAUCUCCAGCUCAGUCAUCAUGGGCAUGGUGGGCUCGUACUCGUACUUCUGGACCAGUGAGUUACACACACGCACGCAUGCACGCACACGGGUGUGGGAGCUCACAGUGUCUUUGUGUAUGUGUGUGUGUGUGUCUUCAGAGUACAUGAACCGCUUGACCGUCCACAAUCAUGAAGUUCUUUUGAACCUGGUCGACCAGAGACCCUCGGACACGCCCCUCAUCACUCUGUCAAAUCACCAGUCCUGCAUGGAUGACCCACACAUCUGGGGAAUCCUGAAACUGCGACAGCUGUGGAACUUUAAAAAGAUGAGAUGGACGCCGACAGCGUCUGACAUCUGCUUCACGCGGGAGCUGCACUCCAGAUUCUUCAGCCGAGGAAAGUGUGUCCCAGUCUGCAGAGGUGACGGCGUUUACCAGAAAGGGAUGGACUUUAUUCUGGAAAAACUCAACAAAGGAGAAUGGGUGCACAUUUUUCCUGAGGGCAAAGUGAACAUGACAGAAGAAUUCAUACGACUGAAGUGGGGUGUCGGUCGUCUCAUCGCUGAGUGCUCUGUUAAUCCCAUCAUCCUGCCGCUCUGGCAUGUGGGCCUCAGUGACGUUCUGCCCAACAUGAAGCCCUACAUUCCUCGCAGUGGAAAGAGAAUCACCGUCCUGGUGGGGAAACCAUUCAGCGUCAAAGAUCUCGUUGAGUCUCUGCGAGCUGAAAACAAGAGCCAGUUGGAAAUGAGGAAGACGUUGACUGAUUUCAUCCAGGUAGAGUUUCAUCGUCUGAAGACUCCGGCUGAAGAGCUGCACCAGCAAAUCCACACAUCGUGAGUCCAGACUUCACCUGCUCACUCUCUGCCAAAUCACACGGAACAACCUUUAUCCUCAACCUGAGGGGAACAGUUUUUUUACCUCCUCCUCCUCGUCACGCCAUCAUCCUCCACAGACGAGAAUCAAACUGAAGAACACGUCUGGAUUAAAGGCAGAUUCUGUUUAAUCUGCCACACACUCUAAUGCUGCUGCAACAACAGACGCACAUGAGCAUGAAUGAACAAAGAUGAACGCAUGAACUCAUGUCAUCAGUCAGUGCGGCGUUGCCUCAACGGAUCCUGAAGAGACAAAGAACUUUCACAGAGUUCAGAGGUCAGAGGGAAUUUUUUAAAACGAAACUUUUCAUGGGAAUUAAUGAGAACUUGGAAAUGUUCAGGUUGUGAACAAAAAUUUAGUUAUUAUUAUUAUUAUUUUACUUCCUCACAUAUACUUCACUCACUGGUUUAGUCACAUUAGAUUAAGAUGGAGCCACAGAUAAAGUGACUAAUUAUUAUUAUUGUUUAAUGUAUUAUUAUUGUUAUUGUGAUUUGUUUCAUUUUCUACACACUGGUCAAAAUUCUGAUCACAUACCCUGGUACAGUAUAUACAGUAGAACAGUAUUUCUGAUUUUCCUACCACCAGAGUACACGUACCACAGUUUUUGGCACAGCUUAACAUUUUUUUUCCCUUUUCCAUCAAUCAUAGAACCUGGUGCCUGGUGUUUUUUUAGAUUGUAUAAUUUUACAUAAAUGUCUUCUCAUGACAAACAUGUUUAUAUUUUUAAGUGAUAAAGUUUCUUUAAAGAUAAUUCCCAUGGAAAGUUUCCUGUUUGGGAUAUUGACAAAAUUCCCAAGCAUUUUAAGGGAGUUUAGCAGGGGAUUUUCCGUGCCUUUACAGCCCUGAUAUCGGUGUAUAUUUUACUUUGAGUUCACAUUAUCAGUUAUGACGCUCAUCAUCAUGUCAGUGUGAAAUCAUUUAACGUCGAGAAAAAAAACAUGUUUUUACAUGUCAUUUUAGCCGUGGCGACGCGUUUUCACCAGUUAAAUAUGUCUGACGGGAGGAAUUAGUAAUGUUAGUAACCAGGAAGACAUAAAGUUUUGAAUAAGCAGUGACAGACUUGUUGUAAACAUUAAAGUCAUGUUGUGAGUGAAGUGAA
Molecule: messenger RNA, 2063 nt
Organism: Solea senegalensis (Senegalese sole)
Lineage: Eukaryota; Metazoa; Chordata; Actinopteri; Pleuronectiformes; Soleidae
Gene: tafazzin
Product: tafazzin, phospholipid-lysophospholipid transacylase
Exons: 9
Coding region: 59-928 (289 amino acids)
Biological process (GO): cardiolipin acyl-chain remodeling; inner mitochondrial membrane organization
Cellular component (GO): mitochondrial membrane
Molecular function (GO): 1-acylglycerophosphocholine O-acyltransferase activity
Source: RefSeq, a predicted model, not a curated record